Molecule: messenger RNA, 2064 nt
Organism: Cyclopterus lumpus (lumpfish)
Lineage: Eukaryota; Metazoa; Chordata; Actinopteri; Perciformes; Cyclopteridae
Gene: oser1
Product: oxidative stress responsive serine-rich 1
Exons: 4
Coding region: 360-1658 (432 amino acids)
Biological process (GO): cellular response to hydrogen peroxide
Source: RefSeq, a predicted model, not a curated record
GUUAACGUCUGGUGACGUCACCGGGAUGUUGCAGAGUCACUGCGCUGUUCGACUGUAAACAAGAAGAGAAGAACAAACGUCUCCGGUACUCCGGGUUCGGGUGAACUACCGGGAUUCGUUCCGGGAUUCUGGGGGCUUUUAUAAUAUAUAUCAAUAUAUAUACGUAUACGUAGGUUACAUGUAUAAUAAUUAAAGACACGUCUCCGUGUUUUCGCCUUUUAGCUAGCGUUAGCCGUCGUUAGCUAUUCAAAGUCCAACGGAGGGAAACACCCUUAAUGCCCCGGGUACACCUCCCUCUCUCCGCGGCGACCCGGAUACCUUGAACCCUGGGUGGCUGGUCAGAGCGGCCUCCUCCCACCAUGGAGGCAGGAGGGAAGGACUGCGAGGAGGAAACGCUGCAGACGGCCUUCAAGAAGCUGAGGGUCGACGCCGGGAGUCUACCUGGAGCCGUGAGCGCGUCGGAGGCGUCGGCUCCCCGAGCGGCGUUGCGCGGUUGUCUCGACGCCGGCGGAGCAAAGCCCAAAGUCGGCCUCCCGAAGGACAACUGGCACGGCUCCAUGAGGAAGACUUCUCGAGGAGCGUCCAGAACCCAGCGGCGCCGGCGGUCCAAGUCCCCGAUCCUCCACCCUCCCAAAUUCACCUAUUGCAGCGUCGCAGCGGUGUCCGCGCUGUCGACUCCGAGCGGCGGCCUGAAGCACCAGCGGCUGACCGCGCCCGAGCCGCCGGAGCCCCUCGCCACCGGCGACGGGAGAGCGGCCGUCCCGCCGUCCGUCGCGGCCCAGAAAGAGCUUCCUUCCUCGAGCGCCGCCGGCCACAUCUCCCCUCUGGUGUUUGGAUCUCGCGCUGCCUACGAGACGCGCGUCGCCGCCGUACAAGAGACGACGACGGCGACCUCGUCCGGGCAGGACGCCGGACGCUCCGGGGGCGGCGUCCAGUCGGCCGAGGGAAGCGGCCCGGAGACGGGCGCCCGCGGAGGUGCCGAGUCGGCGCCUCCUCGGAUACCCGGAGAAGUCGCCGACUUCCGAGCGUUGUCCGAGAGCCCCCCCGUCCCCUGCUCAUGCGCCUUGAAGGAAACCUCCGGUCCCCGGGAGGAGCCGGGCCGGGGCGCCGGGUCCCCGUGCCGGUGCCGACCCCUCCCUCAGGGCUGGCAGGGCGUGGAGGUGUACUCCUUCACGGGGCUCCGCAACGUCAUAUCUGAGUGCGAGGGGAGCCUGCCGAGCCGCGAGGACGCGCACAGAACUGUCAGAGCCAACAGUAGCGCCUCCGUGGCCUCCAACCCGACCUCCUCCGCGGCCUCCAACCCGACCUCCUACCGGACCUCCUCCGCGACCUCCAACCCGACCUCCUCCGCGACCUCCUACCCGACCUCCUCCGCGACCUCCAACCCGACCUCCUCCGCGACCUCCAACCCGACCUCCUCCGCGACCUCCUACCCGAUCUCCUACCCGACCUCCAACCCGACCUCCAACCCGACCUCCAACCCGACCUCCAACCCGACCUCCUCCUCCUCGCCGCCGUCGGGCUCCCCUCGCUCGUGUUCGGAGCAGGCGCGUUCCUACGUUGACGACAUCACGAUAGAGGACCUUUCUGGCUACAUGGAGUAUUACCUCUUCAUCCCCAAGAAGAUGUCACACAUGGCGGAAAUGAUGUACACUUAAAAAUAAUAAUAAUAUUAUAAAAUCAGAAGGAAAUAAUAUGAUAAAGAGUUGUUUUUCUUCUUCUGCUUCUGUUGGUUGAAGGAACGUAGAAGAAUGGAUCAGGCAUGAAAGUUGUAAUUAAGAUAUACAACGUUAGCUGAUUUUAACCCAGGUUAAAAUGUUUCCAUUCCCCCCCCCCCCUAAUUAUUUACACUGACAGAAACAAAUCUAUUUUCUUUCAUUUGUUUUAUGCUACAUUGAAGUGUUCUGUUUCCAGAGCUCGCUGAGCAGCAGCAGGAACUUGAAGGAGAAUAAGAUGAUGGAUGCAAACACAAGUGUGGGUCGCUUUGACCUGAGAGUCGACUGUCAGGUUUAAUUUCUCUCAAUAAAGAAGCUUUGAGCUUAAAUAAAUGGCUUUUGUUUCGGA